AUAAAAGCCACAUUGUGAUACACACCGAGUCACAGUCUGAAUUUGACAGUUCACAAAAGCUUCACAAACUUUCAAACAUUUAAACAAUAGAAAACUACCAAGUAAAAUACAGUUUAAUUAAUAAUACUCUCUCGUUCGAUUUCAUUCAAGAACUAGAACUGAAAAUGUUUCCCAUCCGAUCUUACGACAACUUUUACGACCAUCCUUUCCGCAUGUUCAACCAGAACUUUGGAACUGGUCUGAUGGAUUACGACUUGCCUCCGAUGUGUCCCAUUUUGCCAGCUCAUCCCGGCUGGGCCCUCACCCACCAUCAACGCCCACGCCGCCUCCACACCCCCCAACAAAGUGGAUUUUCUGAAGUCCAGUGCACCAAGGACAAGUUUGAGGUCAAGUUGGAUGUUCAUCAAUUUCAACCUGAAGAAGUCCAAGUGACGACCGUUGAUAACUACGUCGUCGUCGAGGGAAAGCAUGAGGAGAAGGAGGACCCCCACGGCUACAUCUCUCGUCAGUUCAAGCGUCGCUAUCUCCUCCCAGAAAACGGGAAGUCGGACAAGGUCGUCUGCAACCUGAGUUCGGAUGGCGUUCUGGUCAUCACGGUGCCACGCGCGGAGGCGAUCACUGACGGCAAGGAGAAAGUCCUUCCCAUCAACCAGACCGGAGUUCCAGCUCUUGCCAGUUCUUGCGCCAAAUCCUGCGCCAACAAACCUUGCGCCAAAACGUGCGACAAGGCAGAGAACGGAUGUGGAGAGAAAAAGAACUGAAAUGGGGGGGGCGGCGAUCUACAUUAAUUAGUUCCCAAUGAAUUUUAAUAUUUCAAAUCUUUUCACCUAAGUAGCUAAUUUAUUUCAUCAAUUAAUUUUGUUUUCCAUGAACAAUUUUGAGCUUUGCUAAAUGUGUUACCUUCACGAACUAGAUUAUUUCUAUCAAUAAUUAAAGUUAGAUAUUUCAGUUAAGGAAAAGGUUAGGAUAUUAUAAACGAGUUGGGGAUUUGAGUUAUACCCGUGAUAAUUUAUCUUAAGUCAAUAAUAUUCUUUAAUAUAAGUCUUCUAAUAUGAACUAGUAAGUCGAUUGUAUUUUCAUAUAAAUUUUUGUCAUUCCUGGUCAAUUAUUGGUUGCAAAUAAAUAAGUAGUCUUUGAAACCAUA
This is a messenger RNA of Folsomia candida, 1144 nucleotides long. Its product is annotated as alpha-crystallin A chain. Gene Ontology annotation, molecular function: protein folding chaperone; structural constituent of eye lens. The record is from RefSeq and is a predicted model, not a curated record. Bases 165 to 761 code for a protein of 198 amino acids. Gene Ontology annotation, biological process: protein refolding; response to heat. The transcript has 3 exons. NCBI's taxonomy places the organism in Eukaryota, Metazoa, Arthropoda, Collembola, Entomobryomorpha, Isotomidae.